Messenger RNA from Maniola jurtina (meadow brown), 663 nucleotides. RefSeq lists its product as uncharacterized. NCBI's taxonomy places the organism in Eukaryota, Metazoa, Arthropoda, Insecta, Lepidoptera, Nymphalidae. The transcript has a single exon. The record is from RefSeq and is a predicted model, not a curated record. Bases 1 to 657 code for a protein of 218 amino acids.
AUGCGUGAACUUAAUGAGGCAUUGCAGUUUCAUAGUGGAAAGCUAGACGAAGUCGUGGAGUGUAUGGACGCAUUUAAACAAACCAUUAAAGUACUCGAAAGGAAAAAUGUGGAGCUAACCAAUAAAAAUAAUAACCUAGAAACUCGUGUUGGAGCCCUCGAGCAAAGGUUACAAGAAAUCGAGCAAGAAAAGCUUACAAAUUCAGUGGAGAUUGCAAAUGUACCAUACCAGAGCAUAGAAGCGGACAGUAAAAUAUUGGAAAAGGUGGCCCUGAAACUCCAACUACCCACUGGAGGUAUAAAAAGCUCACGAAGACUCCAAGGGAAGAAAGAACAACCGCCGAACAUUAGAGUGGAAUUACAAGACGAAUGUACUCAAGAACAAUGGAUUACGGCUGCUAAAAGCAUCAAAACUAUGGUAGUGGACCUUUGCCCCUCCGAGAAAAAUAAUAAGAAUAUAGUUUACAUUAGUGAAGCAAUGACGAAAACCAACAAGACUUUACUGUGGAAGGCUAAGCAAGAACUAAAGAUUAACCAGAAAUUCAAGUACGUAUGGUUUAAAAAAGGAUUCGUAAAGGCACGCAAAGACGACGGUUCAAAAACCUAUAUUUUACGAACAAUGGCGGAUGUAAACGCCCUCAUAAAGAACAAAUCAUAGGCAUUA